Molecule: messenger RNA, 9650 nt
Organism: Podarcis lilfordi (Lilford's wall lizard)
Lineage: Eukaryota; Metazoa; Chordata; Lepidosauria; Squamata; Lacertidae
Source: the annotation of a GenBank genome assembly
CGACGGCUCCAGGAAGUCAGUCCUCGGGCAAGUGCCCCUAGGCAAAAGGGGUCCAGAUGGGCAGACUGCCCUUCAGCUCAACGGACGGAUUAUGCAGCAACCGAAACUGUUUUACCCCCAACAUGAGACGUACACCCCUCGGCCUUUAGAGCGACCAGACGGACAGUCCAACCGGCCCUUCCCGGCUUUUGUUCUCCCUGAAAACCUUGCCUCCGUAGGUAGGAUCGGUUUACGCCAGCGGGGUUUUCUUACCUCGUUUUUUUCUGGGAUGAGGCCAACCCCACAUCUAAGAAUGACAGCCCAUAUGGCAAGUCCCCCAUGGGGCUGCUUGGCUUGUUGGCUCAACAGCAUAUUAUGGGAAGACAGGUUUCCCCCUUACAACUUCCUGUAAUACUAAUUUUACACCCCAUAUUAUUGCAAGGGCAGGGAUACGGGUGGCGCUGUGGGUUAAACCACAGAGCCUAGGACUUGCCGAUCAGAAGGUCAGCGGUCCGAAUCCCCGCAAUGACGGGGUGAGCUCCCGUUGCUCGGUCCCUGCUCCUGCCAACCUAGAAGUUCGAAAGCACGUCAAAGUGCAAGCAGAUAAAUAGGUACCACUCCGGCGGGAAGGUAAACGGCAUUUCCGUGCGCUGCUCUGGUUCACCAGAAGCGGCUUAGUCCUGCUGGCCACAUGACCCGGAAGCUGUACGCCGGCUCCCUCGGCCAAUAAAGCAACCCCAGAGUUGGUCACGACUGGACCUAACGGUCAGGGGUCCCUUUACCUUUAUUAUUGCGAGGAGGUAACCUGUCCUUCGGUCGCGGCCUCCCCAUCCCAAGCCAACCUCAGUCCCUAUUUUCCUUUCCCUUCUCUCACAUCGCUAGCAAUGGCUCCUGUGCCCUCGCAGGCCUCUUUCCCCCCUUGGUGUUCAUAUUUUGAGGAUAAGUGUUCUCGCACAUGGCUGGAGCAACAUUGCUGAAACAUGCGCCAUCUUGGUGCGGGAGGAAGUGUGCUGCCGCCACCGCAGCGCAGCACAUUCCUUCAGACCCAUGGCUUUAUUGGGGUGGGGAAUCAGAAUUGGGUCUUUGUGCGUGUGUGAAUUCCACAUGGAAUAGUGCCCCAAUAUCUAGCUGUUGCCGAAAUUCGGUCAAGCAGCACAGCUACUACGAACCGUGCCACAAAAUUGUGCACAGAUGCUCAGCAGCUUUCGGGUGCACAGAGCGUCCAAGAGCAAAGGGCUGUGGACUUGCUUCUGAGCUGUUGCAAAACUCAUGGAAGGAAAAAGAAGGAACCCUCAAUGCAAAACACACACACACACACAGAAGGGCUCACCGAAAAGGCACAAUGGAUUUGAGUUUCAGGAAGGCAGACUACAAAAGGUACAGUCAAACCUUGGUUGUCAAACGGAAUCCGUUCCGGAAGACUGUUUGCCUUCCGAAAUGUUCGACAACUGAGGUGCGGCUUCCGAUUGGUUGCAAGAGCUUCUUGUACUCAAGCGGAAGCUGCGCCGGACGUUCGGCUUCCGGAAAACGUCUGAAAACUGGAACCGAAACAUUCCAAAACGGAGCCAUUUGAGAAUUGAUGUUUUGACUGUAUAGUAUAGCAAACUGACGCAGGUGGCGCUGUGAGUUAAACCACAGAGCCUAGGGCUUGCCGAUCAGAAUCGGAAGCCACGAUUUGGUUUCUGAACGUUCAACCUCCGAGGUACGGCUGUAUUUUCACCCGAGUAAUGUUGGAGGGCAUGGCAUUGUUGCUAAGGGGUGAAACCCAAAGGGGUUGCUCAGCCCUUCGGAGCCCAACCGGAAGUAGAGGAGGAGAUUUCCAGGAGACAGAGCGGGAGAAGCGACGCAGCCAGCAAAAGCAGAGGGUAGAGCAUGAAUUUUUCUGUGUGUUGACGUUACAGGGACACCCAGUUUGUACCACCCCCCCAGCCAAGAGAAAGAGCUAUUUGCAACACCCCCGGCAGGUAACGCUUACGUGGUGCGUAGAAAGAAGCAACUCUCGCGGGCGCGUGGGUGGGCCUUUGCGGAUUGUGGCCUGUAAAUCUCAACUCGGGACAGGGCGGGACGAUGCCUGGCUAGGUUUCCGACGGACUAAAGCUGAGAUUUGGUCGGCAGCUGUUGCUAUAAGAAAACUGAGCCGAUUUCCGUUCCGCCACCUGCUGCCAAGUAAUGGAAUUCAUCACUUCAAAGUACACAAGCAUGAUUAGUUUUGAUUUUGCUUGCCGUUGGGAUGGGACACAAAAGCCCAUCUGCUGCACAUGCAGGAAUAAUAAUAAUAAUAAUAAUAAUAAUAAUAAUAAUUUAUUUAUUUAUUUAUAUCCCGCCCUCCCCAGCCGAAGCCGGGCUCAGAGCGGCUAACAACAGUAAAAUGAUACAACAUUCUAAAAUCAUUUCAUUAUAAAAUCAGUUCAAAUCAGAUUAAUGGCAACCAUUGGGCUAGAGUUCUGUGGGGAUUACCAAAGGAGGGGGUCAGGCUGUGUCAAAGGCCUGGCGGAACAGCUCUGUCUUGCAGGCCCUGUGGAAAGAUGUCAAGUCCCGCAGGGCCCUAGUCUCUUGUGACAGAGCGUUCCACCAGAUUGGGGCCACAGCCGAAAAGGCCCUGGCUCUGGUUGAGGCCAGCCUAACCUCUCUGUGGCCCGGGACCUCCAAGAUGUUUUUGUUUGAAGACCGUAAGGUUCUCCUUGGGACAUACCAGGAGAGGCGGUCCCAUGGGUACGAGGGUCCUAGGCAGUAUAGGGCUUUAAAGGAAGCCCCGGGUUCGAAUCUCUCGAGGUAGGGAACAGACUCCUUCCUUGAAACGCUGCAAAGUUGUUACCAGUCAGUGAAGACAAACACUAAGCUAGCUGGACUUAAGGCCUGGCUCAGAAUAAGGCUGUUUCCCAGUGUUAGAAACUCAGAUAUAUAAGCUAUGCGUCAAAUGGCUCCUUAAACCAAGGUUGCAGUCACCAAGAUGGAACGCCCAGAGUUGCCAUUUUGGGGCAAGAUGGCUCAAAAGCAGCGGUUCUCAACCUGUGGGUCCCCAGAUGUUGUUGGACUACAACUCACAUCAUCCCUGAGCUCUGGCCUUGCUAGCUGGGGGGAUGGGAGUUGUAGUCCAACAACAUCUGGGGACCCACAGCUUGAGAAAGGCGGCUCUAAAGUCUUAUUUUUCAAAGGAUGGACUGGCUGUGAUUGAUUCUCAGAUAAACAUCUGGCUAGUUCAGCUGACAAACCUAGACAGCAUCUUAAAAAGCAGAGACAUCACCUUGCCAACAAAGGUCCGUAUAGUUAAAGCUAUGGUUUUCCCAGUAGUGAUGUAUGGAAGUGAGAGCUGGACCAUAAAGAAGGCUGAUCGCCAAAGAAUGGAUGCUUUUGAAUUCUGGUGCUGGAGGAGACUCUUGAGAGUCCCAUGGACUGCAAGAAGAUCAAACCUAUCCAUUCUUAAGGAAAUCAGCCCUGAGCGCUCACUGGAAGGACAGAUCCUGAAGCUGAGGCUCCAAGACUUUGGCCACCUCAUGAGAAGAGAAGACUCCCUGGGAAAGACCCUGAUGUUGGGAAAGAUGGAGGGCACAAGGAGAAGGGGACGGCAGAGGACGAGAUGGUGGGACAGUGUUCUCGAAGCUAGCAGCAUGAGUUUGACCAAACUGCGGGAGGCAGUGGAAGACAGGAGUGCCUGGUGUGCUCUGGUCCAGGGGGUCACGAAGAGGCGGACACGACUAAAUGACUAAACAACAAGAACAAGAAGAAGCAUAAAGAAAGAAGAAACUGUCUGUACAUGUUUCAUCUGUUGUGUAAUGACGCUUACUGCCAAGUCAGGUGCAGCAGGUGCACAUUUAUCCUAGAAUCCCUAUGUUUGCUUGCCAUUUUAGCUGAUAUUUAUAUUUUUGCAAAGCAAUUUCUCCUAAUAUAAUGCCCUUUUUUGCAUGUUAUUUUUAUGAAUAUGCUGGGGUUGGACAACAAAGUUCAGCUGACAGCCUUGAGCUAGGUUAAGAACUUUGAGAACUUAAAGAAGGAAAGUCACUUGAUGCAGGGACAGUCUAUAUAUAUAUUGGCCCAUUCCGACCUCUUUUUCUUAAUGGCGACACGGAACAUUCAUGACGUAAGAAUAAUCUUCACAACUGUGAGCAGGGCAUUGUUCACUGCUCCUGCAGUUUGGAAGAGAGAUUCUCGCAGCAGAGUUAUCACAAUGGUGACUGUGCCAAGCACAUUAAAACUUGGCUAGAUUUUGACAUCUUCCCUCCUCCACCUUUAGGCAAGCAUUCCACACAAAAAUACUUUGGCUAGAAUAAAUCACAGACACUUAGCUUUGCAAAUAAGUGAGCAUUUUACACGCACAGUUUCAGAAGUUACAGAAAACAAGUCUCCGUCCGCUGGCAGUAAAGUAAGGAAGAAAAAGGUUCCAAAUGGCUUUAAAAGAAAGAAGUUGUUUCUUUCAAAAGAAUAUUGCAAGCUUUGUGUUAUGCAAGCUGUAAAAAUCUCCUUUAGAGAGAUUUUAUUCACGUGGUUAUCCUUCAGCUGGGAGCCAUUCUGCGUGGCUCCUUUCUUCCAGGAAGACACAGAGAGAGAGAGGAAGGAAGGGAGGGAGAGAGGAUGCAAAGGCUGCCAGCCACCCACUGGCAACUUGAGCUCAGGGCUCAGCUUAACCCUUUCAUGCAUGCAAGUGUAAGUCAAUAGCUGUAUAUUACAACAGGAAUUACUCUUUGAGCUCCUCCUCCUGAUCUGGCUCCUCCAGGACACCUCCAUGGGACUCAUCACCAUAGCUAUGUUGUGCUCACCAGUGUAGAUACAACAUAAGAAGAUGCACACAGACCCUCUGCACACAACGUACAGAAAAUCACUACAUGCAAAUAGUGCUUAGAGCUGAAAAGCCAGCAUUGGAUAGCCCUAUUUGCUGCCCACCUGAAAAUGCCCCAAAAUUCUAGGUUUUUUCUUGAUUUCAUCUUCGUAAAACAUCUUCAGUAACUUAGCCCAAUACCGCAGUCGGCGGGUUUUUGCACAGAAACCAUAGGAUAUCAGCCUUGAUAGAAGCUAGUUCCAUAUAGCUUAGUAUUGUUCACACUGACUGGCAGAGACUCUCCGGGGUUUCAGGCAGGGGAUGCCCCUGGCUGAGGUUCGGGGAGGUGGCAGGAGGGCUCUUAGACCCAUCGGAGCACAGCGCCCCCUCCCUAAGCCCGGCAGAAGCUUCCUGGACUUUGCGAAGUGGGCGCCAGGCUUCAAUACUUUAAUACAAUGGUACCUUGGUUCUCAAACUUAAUCCGUUCCGGAAUUCUGUUCCAAAACCAAAUUGUUCCAAAACCAAGGCGCGCUUUCCCAUAGAAAGUAAUGCAAAAUGGAUUAAUCUGCUCCAGACUUUAAAAACACGCACCCUAAAACAGCAAUUUAAUGAGAUUUUUACUAUCUAACGAGACCAUUGAUCCAUAUAAUGAAAGCAAUAAACAAUGUACUGCGGUCACACAAUAAAUCACUAGCUGAACUGGGUUCCACACAGUCACCAAAACAAAAACAAAAAAGAGCCGCUGAAACAAAAACGCAAAAUAAAUGGCAAAAACAGACAGACUUCAGUGUAACACUUAAAAUGGAAGUGUGGCGCUCAAAUUGGAAGCAUAGCACUCAACUCAGAAGUGUGACACUCAAGCAUAACACUCAAAAUACUGGCCAAUGGAUCAUCAAUUGCGGAUUUUUAUAUACAGUGGUACCUAGGUUCUCAAACUUAAUCCGUUCUGUAAGUCUGCUCCAAAACCAAAGCGUUCCAAAACCAAGGCGCGCUUUCCCAUAGAAAGUAAUGCAAAACGGAUUAAUCCGUGCCAGACUUUUAAAAACAACAAUUUGACGUGAAUUUUACUAUCUAACAAGACCACGGAUCCAUAAAAUGAAAGCAAUAAACAAUGUACUGCGGCCACACAAUCAGUCAGUCAGUAGCUGAACUGGGUUCCACACAGUCACAAAGAGAGAGCCGCAAAAACAAAAACGCAAAAUAAAUAGCAAAAACAGACAAACGUCAGCAAAAACAGACAACACUCAAAACGGAGCAUGUUCAGCUUCCGAAAAAAGUUCGCAAACUGGAACACUUACUUCCGGGUUUGCAGUGUUUGGGUUCCAAGUUGUUUGAGUACCAAGGCGUCUGAGAACCAAGGUACUGUACCACUGUACUCUAAUUUAUCGGGAAUAUUUAGAGGAGGAGCCCAGUCCCUCUAGGCCACUGACCGCACACCACUGCUGGGGAUUGUGUCUCUGGGAGUGGGAGCUGGGAGGUCGCCUAACAACUCUGAGCAGCAGUAGGGGUGCGCCAUGGCCAUUUACCUUUCCCGCCCCGACCUGGCUGCAGUGAUCCAUGCGACGGUCACCUCCAGGCUUGACUACUGUAAUUCGCUCUACGCGGGGCUGCCCUUGAAGCUGUCCCAGAAACUCCAGCGGGUGCAGAAUGCUGCAGCGAGGCUCCUCACGGGGUCUCUGCCAUGGGAGCAUAUUCAUCCAGUGCUUUUCCAGCUGCAUUCGCUCCCGGUGGAGUACAGGGUCAGAUUUAAGGUGCUGCUUUUGACCUUUAAAGCCCUUCACGGCCUAGGACCCUCGUACCUACGGGACCGCCUCUCCCGGUAUGCCCCUCGGAGGACCUUAACGUCCAUCAGUAGCAACACCUUAGAGGUCCUGGGCCCUAAGGAAGUCAGAUUAGCUUCAACCAGAGCCAGGGCCUUUUCAACACUGGCCCCGGCCUGGUGGAAAGCUCUGCCUCAUGAGACCAGGGCCCUGCGGGAUCUGAUUUCUUUCCGCAGGGCUUAUAAGACAGAGUUGUUCUGCCUGGCCUUUGGCUUGGAAUCAAUUUGAUUCCCUCCCCCUCUUUUUUCCUUUCUCCUCCUGUGAUGAGGCUGCAUUUUAAUACAGUGGUGCCUCGCAUGACGAAAAGAAUCCGUUCCGCGAGUCUCUUCGUCUUGCGGUUUUUUCGUCUUGCGAAGCAAGCCCAUUAGCGGUUUAGGGGAUUAGCGCUAUUAGCGGCUUAGCGGAUCAGCUGAUAAGCGGCUUAGUGGCUUAACGGAUCAGCUGUUAAGCGGCUUAGCGACUUGGGGAAAAGGGGGGGGGAGGGAAAAAACCCCGCAGGAACUAGCAAGACAUUUUCGUCUUGCGAAGCAAGCCCAUAGGAAAUUCGUUUUGCGAAGCACCUCCAAAAUGGAAAACCCUUUCGUCUAGCGGGUUUUCCGUCUUGCGAGGCAUUCGUCUUGCGGGGCACCGCUGUAUAUUAAUCUUGUUUUUUAAGUUGUAUUUCAAUCAACUUGUUUUUAUUAUUGCUUGUUAGCUGCCCUGAGCCCGGCCUUGGCUGGGGAGGGCAGGGUAUAAAUAAAAAUUAUUAUUAUUAUUAUUAUUAUUAUUAUUAUUAUUAUUUGAAGUGGGAUGAUGGGAUGACGGAGUGCAAGAUGGAACCAGGCACUGCUCUCCAUUCUCCAUCCAGACAAGCAGGAGGCGUCACCAGAGGACAGCUUCUAGUCUUGUGUGGGCUGGACAGAGCGCCUAAGACCAUAGAGAGAGGGACUGGGGGGCUGCGCCAAGGUUCUGCCCCUCAACUAAUUAGUAAUAAUAAUAAUAAUUUAUUAUUUAUACCCCACCCAUCUGGUUGGGUUUCCCCAGCCACUCUGGGCGGCUCCCAACAGAAUAUUAAAACCACAUUAAAACCUCAAACUUAAAAAACCUCCCUGAACAGAUGCCUUCUAAAAGUCAGGUAGUUGUUUAUUUCCCUAACAUCUGACGGGAGGGCGUUCCACAGGGAGGGCGCCACCACCGAGAAGACCCUCUGCCUGGUUCCCUGUAACCUCACUUCUCGCAGGGAGGGAACCGCCAGAAGGCCCUCAGAGCUGGACCUCAGUGUCCGGGAUGGACGAUGGGGAUGGAGAUGCUCCUUCAGGUAUACUGGGCAGAGGCUGUUUAGGGCUUUAAAGGUCAGCAGCAACAUUUGGAAUUGUGUUCGGAAAGGUACUGGGAGCUAAAGUAGGCUUUUCUGGAUGGGUGUUAAAUGGUCCCGGCAGCCACUCCCAGUCGCCAGUCUAGCUGCCGCAUUCUGGAUUAGUUGCAGUUUCUGGGUCAUCUUCAAAGGGAGCCCCACAUAGAGUGCAUGGCAGUAGUCCAAGCGGGAGAUAACUAGAGCAUGCACCACUCUGGCAAGACAGUCUGCGGGCAGGGAGGGUCUCAUCCUGCGUACCAGACGGAGCUGGGAGACAGCUGCCCUGGACACAGAAUGGACCUGUGCCUCCAUGGACAGCAGUGAGUCCAAAAUGACUCCCAGGCCGCGCUCCUGGUCUUACAGGGGCACAGUGACCCCAUUCAGGACCAGGGAUCCCCCCACACCUGCCCGCUGCAGUCAAAGGAAGUGGCAGCCAGCCUUGCCUUGGUAGAUUUGAGCAGGACACACGUUGGAGGGUGCUCCUUGUCCGACCCUCAUUUUCCUCUCUCCUCGCCCCCUGCCAGGCUUCCACAUGGCUCCGUGCGGUUGCUUCUUCGACCCCCGGAUCUACCGCAUUGAGUGGGCUACGGCCAACUUCGUCCAGCCCUCCGUGUACAAACUCUCUGGUGCGCCGGGCCCGCAAAACACCUACCUGCUGGACGGCCAGAAAUACCUCAAGAGCCCUGUCCAGCCGGUUGCAUACCCGCCCUAUCAGCCGGUCGCCAGCAACCCCCCGUUCGUCUUGCCCUUCUUCAAGCCCGAGGGGCCCUCGACCCACUUGGCGGACCACAUGGGCUUCGUGGGGAGCCCUGCUCACAGCUCCCCCUUUGCAGAGGUGGUCUCUCUCCACAGCGAGGGCCCGGGGCAAAGCAAGGAGCGUAAGCUUCUCUCCACGCUCGCUGGGCUGAACCCAAGCGAGCGGCCAGCCCUGGCAGCGGCCUAUGAACCCCUGAAAGACUGCCACAACUUGGCCUUCCAAGCUUUCAAGGACUUCCAAGCGGACGAGGCAGACGACGUCCGGAACCCAGAUUUUGCAGAGGACCCUACAGCCCUGCCAAACACCUCUCCUGAAGACCACCAGGCCAUCCUCAGUGCACCGACUGCAGACAUCAUGCCCGAAGCGGAGUCUUGCAUGGACCUGGAGAGCAUCAUCGCGGCUGGGAACGCAUUGAUAGAGGAGGAGGAGGCGUCCUUCAACCUCCCGGAAAAGGUCCUCUUAGAAGAUGCCAUGAAGUUGUUUGACUGCUCCCCGGUGAACUCAGACACCGAGGCCUCGUUGGACGGCUUGGGCAACGGACGCCACAGCCGGCACUGGGGAGACAGCCUGAGGGACAGUUGCUUCUCUGGCGAGGAUUCAACCAGUGACAUCCGGUCCCUCAACUUGCCCGACGAGCUGUUAUCUUUCGAUUACAGCGUGCCAGAAAUCCUCAGUGCAGUGACGAGCUUGGACUACCUCUACGACGUGAACGCUUUCGGGGAGGAGUCGCAGUGGGAGGCCCGGCCGCCCUCGCAGCCCCCCCUGCAGCACGAGUCCCACGUGGGCCUCGAGGAGAAAGCCAAGAAAAACAAGCCUGCGGCCGGCCAGUCCAAGGCGGCGUCCGUGCAGGGACGCGGCGGUGAACCCCAGGGGCAGGAUUCCACCUCACUGGGAAUCUGACCAGUGCAUCUAACUGGACAGGGGGUUGUGCCACUAGAUCAAGGAUGGGGACAGAGUUCCUGCCAUUUUGUCUAUUAAAAAGAGAGAGAGAGCUUUUUAGAACUCGAA